Molecule: messenger RNA, 789 nt
Organism: Rotaria socialis
Lineage: Eukaryota; Metazoa; Rotifera; Eurotatoria; Philodinida; Philodinidae
Source: the annotation of a GenBank genome assembly
AUGACUGAAGGAUAUUUUCAAAGUUAUAUUACGUCUAUACUUGUUUAUGAUCAAAAUGGUUUCAGAGAAAUGUUUAUAAUGAAUAGUGAAAUUGAAUUUUCUAUUGUUAAUUUCUUGUUUGAAUAUAUUCAUACUGAAACUAUUUAUUAUUUAUUUAUUAAAGAAAACGUCUACUUUCGUACAAGAAAUGCUGCUAAACAUGUAGUAUUUGAAAACAGCAGUGAAGAAAUAGCAAUUGUGGAUAUAACUAGACGAUUUAUUACAACAGCACGUGCUCUUAAUCGAACAACAGCAUCAACACGUAUAAACAGUGUAUUAAGUCGAUCAUAUGCCAUGUUUGCUGUAAAUUUAGAAUUUGAACGUGCUAUUCAAUCAAUAUCUAUACCAAAUCCAAAUUUGCGCGAACAAACUCGUGCUAAAAUACAUGAUGUUGGUUUAGCUGACUCGGGAAGUUUACAACGAACAGGUGAAAUAGGUCAACAUCUUGUCCUUGGAAAUGUCAUAUUAAUCUUAGAUGAUCCAAUGAAAACAAAAACAGCGCAUGUACCGCAUCGUGAUUCAAAAUUAACACGUUUAUUACAAGAUUCAUUAUGUGGAAAUAUCUACAUAAAGAUUUUUGUGAAUAUCAAAUUAACUAAAGUCUUAUUUUAUAGUCGAAUACUAAUGAUAGCUAGUAUUCCAUCCGUUGAUCGUGAUUGUUCGGAGGCAAAAGGUACAAUUAAUUAUGCACAACAUUUACACAAUAUACAUACUAGUACUAAAGUAAAUCACGAUAAAUACAUUAGAUAA